Molecule: messenger RNA, 4114 nt
Organism: Scleropages formosus (Asian bonytongue)
Lineage: Eukaryota; Metazoa; Chordata; Actinopteri; Osteoglossiformes; Osteoglossidae
Gene: runx1t1
Product: RUNX1 partner transcriptional co-repressor 1
Exons: 11
Coding region: 347-2128 (593 amino acids)
Biological process (GO): DNA-templated transcription; negative regulation of DNA-templated transcription
Cellular component (GO): nucleus
Molecular function (GO): transcription corepressor activity
Source: RefSeq, a predicted model, not a curated record
CGAGCGAACCGUCCGUCCAUCCCUCCCUCCCUUCCUUCCGCGCCUCCUGCUUCUUUUCCCGCUGGAAGCCGCUUUAUUGCCGCUCGCCGGAGAGCCGCGCUCACUGAGAAUAUAAAUAAAUCCCGAGCGAUCGAAGCAGGCGAGCGCCUCCAGAGUCCGCCGUGUGCCGAGGACCGGCUCCGUCCGUCCGUCCGCCCGCGUCUCCGUCUGCCUCCAGCCUGCUGCCGGACUCCGCCGCUCUGUGGACGUGUAUCGCCGCUGCGCUCCGCUCCGCUCCGCUCCGAUCCGACGAUCCGAUCCGAGCCUCGGACUGGACAUUAAUUUUGCCUUCAGAAGCACAAAGCGCAUGGUGGGAAUUUCUACCCCCUUCCAGUAUCGCACUGAGAAGCGCUCCACCAUGCCCGACUCACCUGCGGAUGUAAAAACACAAUCCAGGUUGACGCCGCCCACAAUGCCGCCUCCUCCGACCACACAGGGAGCCCCCAGGACAAGCUCCUUCACCCCGACCACACUGACCAACGGCACCAGCCUCUCUCCGACGGCGCUCAACGGCGCCCCCUCCCCGCCCAACGGCUUCAGCAACGGCCCGUCCUCCUCCUCUUCCUCCUCGCUGGCCAACCAGCAGCUGCCGCCGGCCUGUGGCGCCCGACAGCUCAGCAAGCUGAAGCGCUUCCUGACCACGCUGCAGCAGUUCGGCAACGACAUCUCCCCCGAGAUCGGCGAGCGGGUUCGCACCCUCGUGCUGGGUCUCGUGAACUCUACGUUAACCAUAGAGGAAUUCCACUCCAAGCUGCAAGAAGCGACGAACUUCCCGCUCCGACCCUUCGUCAUCCCCUUUCUCAAGGCCAACCUGCCCCUCCUGCAGAGGGAGCUGUUGCACUGCGCCCGGCUGGCCAAGCAGAACCCGGCCCAGUACCUGGCCCAGCACGAGCAGCUGCUGCUCGACACCAGCACCACCUCACCCGUCGACUCCUCGGAGCUGCUGCUGGACGUCAACGAGAACGGCAAGAGGAGGACCCCCGACAGAACCAAAGAGAACGGCUUUGACCGCGAGCCGCUGCACCCGGAGCACCCGAGCAAGAGGCCCUGCACGAUAAGCCCCGGGCAGCGCUACAGCCCCAGCAACGGGUUGUCCUACCAGCCCAACGGGCUGCCGCACCCGACGCCACCGCCACCACAGCACUACCGCCUGGACGACAUGGCCAUUGCACACCACUACAGGGACUCCUACAGACACCCCAACUCGCGGGAGCUGAGGGAGCGCGCCAGGCCGCUGGGGAUGCACGGCACACGACAGGAGGAGGUCAUCGACCACAGGCUCACCGACAGAGAGUGGGCAGAGGAGUGGAAGCACCUUGACCAUGUAAGAAAACUGCUGAACUGCAUCAUGGACAUGGUGGAGAAGACGCGCCGCUCGCUCACGGUGCUGCGCCGCUGCCAGGAGGCCGACCGCGAGGAGCUCAACUACUGGAUCCGUCGCUACAGCGAUGCCGAGGACCUCAAGAAGGGUAGCGGCGGCGGCGGCGGCAGCAGCAGCAGCAGUCAGUCCCGGCAGCAGAGCCCGGCCAGCCAAGACACCCCCGCUCCAGAGAUCCACCGGGAGCUGCUCCACAGACCGCUGUCGGGAUACAUGCCCGAGGAGAUCUGGAAAAAAGCCGAGGAGGCCGUGAACGAGGUGAAGAGGCAGGCCAUGUCGGAGCUGCAGAAGGCCGUGUCGGAGGCGGAGCGCAAGGCCCAUGAGUUGAUCACCACGGAGCGUGCCAAGAUGGAGCGCACGGUGGCCGAGGCAAAGCGGCAGGCGGCCGAGGACGCGCUUUCCGUCAUCAAUCAGCAGGAGGACUCCAGCGAAAGUUGCUGGAACUGCGGGCGCAAGGCCAGCGAGACGUGCAGCGGCUGCAACACGGCGCGUUACUGCGGCUCCUUCUGCCAGCACAAGGACUGGGAGAAGCAUCACCACGUGUGCGGUCAGACGCUGCAGGCCCAGGCGCAGAGCGAAGCGUCCGUGGCCGUCAGCUCCUCCGCCACGCCCAGCAGCGGGGUCAGCAGCCCCGUGGACACUCCGCCCGCCGCCACGCCCCGAUCUGCCACCCCGGGCACGCCGGCCACCAUAGAUGCGACCGCGCGCUAGGUGGGCACGAGCCACGCCCGGCAGGACUGCUUCGCCUCCCUCGAUCGAUCAAAGAUUUGAAACUGAUGCUACGAAGAGAGAUGACUGGUCUUGGAGUAGAGACUACGGCAGAAGGCCAAUAACGGGUCAUAUUGACUUGCCAUGAUUAAGAACACAAAGAUAUUCUUUGUUUUUGUUAUUAAUGUCUUUAUUGUUACUCUCGAUAUUAACUGUUGUUGCCAUUGUCGUCGUCGUUGCUAUUUUAAUGCCUGUAAAUACAAGGAAACAAACUGAAGACAGCCGAGAAUUGCAAAUGAGUACAUUUGACCCUCCCCCGUUGUUCUUCUUUUCCAGUAGCUGAGAUGUGAAACUAGUCGACCUCAUUAAUAGAUGCUUUACCCAACAGCAAGUCAAGGGAUAAUUAAUUGCUGUUGAAGAAAAAACUGGUAAUGUUUCAUGUGAUAAAAAAGACACGUUUGUUUUGAACAAUAUGAAUGGGGGGCGGGGGGAGAGCAGAAAAUUUUAAAGAAUAACAACUUUGGAAGGAAGGAAAAAAAAAAAAAACGCCCUCAAGGGCACAAUGCGGGAUGGAGCGCAGACAUUUUUUUUUACCAGGAAGAUGAAUGGCAUCCUUGGGUUACUGACUGAACUCGGAAGGCCCUCGACAUGCCGUGCAGAUGUGCACCAGAUUGGAAAGAAACGCAGAUGUUCCUCCUCUCUUCAUUUGCGAGAGGAGCGUAAUAAUAUCCAGGUCAAUGGAUUGAGGGGCGAAAGCUGUUUCGCAGCGGGACGCGAGCUCGCCGAGGACGGCGGCGCCGGACGGGGGAAGCUACGAUGUUAUAUGUAAUAUUUUCUGCUCCCGGCACAGCCGAGAAGGGGCGCGGGGGGUGGGGGGUGUCGGCCAACCAUCUGUCCCCUUUCAGCUGCGCCUGUACAUCUGCCUGACCAGGUGAGGCUAUAGCAUCCUUGCUUUCGCAUCGAGUCGAACCCGCAGGGCCGGAACGUCGCAGAGGAACCCGACAAUUCUCGGGUUCAAACUCAAGGCCCCCCUCCGACUCGCGCCCGGCCGACCCUCUGCCCAUUUCCUUUCCUCCCCCCCCCACCAGCUAGUUCUCAGUGUGUAAUCACACUUUUUUGUCCUGUGCCGUUUCCAAUAGUGAUUUAUUGUAUAAGUGUUGGACAGUUGUGAUGAUACAUUGUAGUUUAUUCACGGCCACCACUUUAGCCUCCUCAUUCCUAGUCGGUGCAAAGCGAAAUCUUGAGUCUUUGCGAGCUGCUUUUAUAUUUGUAUGUAUUAGUGAUUAGUUCUCUUGUAGUACAAAAAGGAGGAUUUUUUUUGUUUUUUUUUUUUUUUUUUUUGUUGUACUCAAAAGACACAAGCUAUCUCAGCGCUGCUAUGACUCUCCUCUCGGAUUGUUUCUGAGCAUCGGCAUGCUUCAUGGAAUGCUAACAUACAUGUUUUGUACAAGGGAUGUACAUAAAUGUAUUUGCACUGUCACAAUGACUAUCUAAGCAUGCUUCUUUUAGCAAACUUUCGGUAUAGAGCCAUUUCUCACUUAAUUUUACCUGUAGUUUGUGUAUCUGUGAUUUUUUUUUUUUUUUUCCCUGGAAAAAGAAAAAAAAAUAUAUAACAACCCCACUGUAGUAAUGUUUGGAAUUUAACACCGCAUAAGGUUUUUACAUUUUUUUGUUUUUCUUUUCUUUCUUUUUUUUAAAUUAAGGACAGUGCAUGGACAUUGCUGAACGUUUCCUAAGUAUUGUUGUUUUUCAAAAAAAGUUUAAAAAAAAAAAGAAAAAAAAAAACACAAAGAAACGAAGGUUCCAAAUGCAGAGGUGUAGAUAGACAGCUUUAACAGUGCUGAACGCCAGGUAAUACAGUAUUACAAAUGACCUAAAACACGGAAGUCAGCCAAAGACGGACAUGAAGGACCAAAAUCGGAUUUUAUUCAACUCAAAAAAAAAAAAAAAAAUAGAUGCUCAAGUGCACGACUAUUUUUUUUUUUUUUU